CCAUAAACUUAUUGAAAUGACAAAAGGCUAUAACUUUUACUUAAUCUUUAUCAAUUUCAGACUCGUGGAAGAGAAACUCCAAGCUAUAACCAUGGCUUCUCUCUCAGCUACUACAACUGGAAUCCUCAAAUCCCCGUCGUCUUAUUUUCCGAUGAUCCUACUUAAAUCUCAACAAUACCCACAAUUCAUAUCUGUCCAACAACGCUGUCUAACCUCUGACAGAAAGACCAUCUUCAAAACGGCCAUUGGAGCUUCGAAUCCAAGCGCGUCAACUGGUCCUUCUUCGCCAGGACUUUACUCUGCCCAGAAAUUUGAACUCACAGCUCAAAACGUUGACUUGGUUCUCGAGGACGUACGCCCUUAUCUCAUUUCUGAUGGUGGUAACGUCGAUGUUGUGUCCGUCGAAGAGGGUGUCGUUUCUCUCAAACUCCAAGGGGCAUGUGAGAGCUGUCCUAGCUCUACAACCACCAUGACAAUGGGGAUUGAACGUGUACUAAAAGAAAAGUUUGGAGACGCUCUUAAGGAAAUCCGCCAAGUCUAUGAUGAAGAGGCGAAAGAGACAACUGCUGAGGCCGUGAACCGUCACCUUGACAUUUUGAGACCAGCCAUAAAGAACUUUGGUGGAAGUGUGGAAGUUUUAUCUGUUGAAAAUGGGGAUUGCUUUGUUAACUAUGUUGGCCCCGAGUCAAUUGGAUCUGGUGUCAAAGCUGCUAUAAAGGAGAAGUUCCCUGAUAUUAUAAACGUUAUACUCAAACAGUAGAGAUUUCCCUUUCUCAGAAAUUACUUGUUCUACAUUGUCACCAGAAGUAAAUAGUACAUUUAUUUAUGGAUAUAAUUUUGGGAACACCAUGUUAUUUCUUUGCACAUUUUUUUCAUGAAUGAUUAUGUGAAGACGUAUAAUAGCCCUUUUCACAUUAUUUAUACAUAUUAUUCAUGAACAA
This is a messenger RNA of Cannabis sativa, 941 nucleotides long. RefSeq names its product nifU-like protein 1, chloroplastic. NCBI's taxonomy places the organism in Eukaryota, Viridiplantae, Streptophyta, Magnoliopsida, Rosales, Cannabaceae. The coding region runs from base 17 to 760 and encodes 247 amino acids. The transcript is spliced from 3 exons. Gene Ontology annotation, biological process: iron-sulfur cluster assembly. Gene Ontology annotation, molecular function: iron ion binding; iron-sulfur cluster binding. The record is from RefSeq and is a predicted model, not a curated record. Gene Ontology annotation, cellular component: mitochondrion.